Asparagus officinalis (garden asparagus) is the source of this 495-nucleotide messenger RNA. RefSeq names its product protein MAIN-LIKE 2-like. NCBI's taxonomy places the organism in Eukaryota, Viridiplantae, Streptophyta, Magnoliopsida, Asparagales, Asparagaceae. Gene Ontology annotation, biological process: meristem maintenance; meristem development. The coding region runs from base 1 to 495 and encodes 164 amino acids. The transcript is spliced from 2 exons. The record is from RefSeq and is a predicted model, not a curated record.
AUGGAUAGAUGGAGACCUGAGACCAAUACUUUCCACUUCCGGAUAGGCGAUGCUACCAUUACUCUACAAGAUGUAGCCGUGAUACUCGGUCUCCGUAUAGAUGGUCCGUGCAUUACCGGCACUGAUAGUGAUGUAUGGCCUCGAAGAUGUGAGGAGUUGUUAGGUGUAGCUCCAGAGACUAUGCCUAGAGGAACUAUUAAGUUGAAGUGGUUGAGAGAGACCUUCUCAGUACCGUUGCUUGUUGAUGCCCCACAAAUUUUGGUUGACCAACAUGCACGUGCAUACAUUAUGCACAUGAUUGGUACUAUAUUAUUUCCAGAUUCAAGUAAAAAUAAAGUGCAUGCGAGGUGGUUACCACUCCUCGAGGACUUGGACGUAUGUGAUACAAAAUCGUGGGGUAGUGCUGUUUUGGCGUAUUUAUAUAGAGAGAUGUCAAAAGUGGCACUUAUGCAAAACAGUGAGCUUAAAGGGUGUCUAAGCUUAUUGCAAGUAUAG